Rotaria sp. Silwood1 is the source of this 963-nucleotide messenger RNA. The record is from the annotation of a GenBank genome assembly. Lineage: Eukaryota; Metazoa; Rotifera; Eurotatoria; Philodinida; Philodinidae.
AUGACUUCUGAUUCUGAUAAUGACUGCCCUCCACUUCUUCUGGAAGAUGAAGAACAAGACACAACAAUGUCUAUAGAAGAAAUUAAAUUUUCACUUUGGAAUACAUUCAAACACCAUAUUCCGCGUCUUAUUAUUACUGUCCUUAUCGAUCUUAUUAUUCCUCUUGCUGUUUAUCUUAUGUUACAAAAACGAAUCAAACCUGUUUAUGCACUUGCAGCGGCGGGUGUGCCACCUUUUAUUAUGGUUCUUAUCAAAGGUGUCGUAUCGCGAACAUUUGAUGCACUUGGUUUUAUUGUUUUUAUUUCUUUCGUUGCAUCAGCUAUUGCAGCUAUCAUAACACAUAAUCCUAUUAUUCUAUUAUUAGAAAAAUCUCUUGUUACUGGUAUAAUAUCCAUUAUUUUUGGUAUAACAUUGAUACCAUUUCAUUGUUGCCAUCAUCGAUGUCAAAUACGGCCACUUGCUUAUUAUUUUUAUCAAGACUUAGUACCAACGAAACGAAAAGAUAUUGGAUUACCUGAUAGUGUAUUUGAGGAUACACAAGAAUUAAUUGAUGAUCAGUUUUCCGAGAUGCAUGAAGAAAACUUAUUACCAUCAUUAAGUCAUAAACAAGAAAUUGCUCAAGUAUAUGAAUGGAUUUAUGCACAUUGUUCAUCAUUUCGUUAUUCAUGUUAUAUUAUAACAAGUAUUUGGUCAGUUGGACUUCUAUUAGAAUUUCUUGCUCGAUUAUUUCUUAUUUUAAUUCGUUUAACAAUUGAUAAAAUAUUUAUUUAUGGUCAUAUUAUAUUGAGUGUAAUGACAAGUUUAUUAAUUCUAUUAACAGUUAUUUCUAUAACAAGAGAAAGAAAAUAUACAUUAAAAUCAAUUGAACAAUGGAAAAAAGAAUAUUUAAACCUUCACCAACAACAAUCCGAAUUGAUAUCAUCACCAUUGAUAAACAAUAUAAAUUCAAAUAUUGUUAUUUAA